Messenger RNA from Drosophila serrata, 996 nucleotides. RefSeq lists its product as uncharacterized. The record is from RefSeq and is a predicted model, not a curated record. Gene Ontology annotation, cellular component: plasma membrane. Gene Ontology annotation, molecular function: olfactory receptor activity; odorant binding. Lineage: Eukaryota; Metazoa; Arthropoda; Insecta; Diptera; Drosophilidae. Gene Ontology annotation, biological process: detection of chemical stimulus involved in sensory perception of smell; sensory perception of smell.
AUGCGAUUGGAGGAGUUUAUGAUGUACCCGGAUUGGGUCUGUCGAAUGGCUCUACUGCCGAGAUACGAGUGGAAAGGUAGACAAUCACCGGCAGAACAUUAUUCCUUGGCCAAACGCAUGCUCCUCAUGUUAGGAAUCUUUCAUUUGGUGUAUCACAAUAUCGGAUGCAUAAUGUAUGCCUAUCAUGUCGAUGGCACAUCCAAGGAUCCCAUUCGUUAUGUGGCGGAAUUGGCCACUGUGGGAAGCAUGCUCGGAUUUACAAUUGUGGGGACACUCAACCUAUGGAAGCUGCUGUACUUUAAGCCACAGAUUGAGGAAAUGCUGGGAGAUUUCGAGGAGUUCUUUAAACACGUCAAUGUGAAUGUGUAUCGACCUAAAAUGUACUUUGAGGCGUAUACGCGAUUUUUAAAAGGAUUAGUGAUUGUCUUCUGCUCGUCAAUUGUCUACUAUGAUUCAUUACCUCUAACCCUGAUGCUUUGGCAACACUUUAUGACGGAGUCGCAGGAGCUGAGCUAUGUGAUCCAGAGCAGUACUUGGUAUCCCUGGCAGAUCCAAGGCUCAGUCCUCGGCUUCAGUGUGGCGUUCAUCCUACAGACAUUCUCGUGUCAGCUGCUAAUGGCCUCUCUUAUGCUGAGCCAGUACCUCGUUAGCUUCUGCGGCACCCAGCUGCAAAUCCACUUCGACGGCUUGGCCAGGCAACUGGAGGCCAUUGAUGCUCGUCACCCCACGGCCAAGGAUCAGUUGAGAUAUCUUGUCACUUACCAAAGCCAUUUGUUCAAAUUGGCAGACAAGGUGAAUCACAUCUUCAACUUUACGUUCUGCGUUAGUUUAUUAACGGCGACUAUUGGAAUGUGUUUCCUGGCCUUCUCCAUGACCAUGUUCGAGGUGGGCGAGGCGCUCAAGCAUUUGCUGGGACUAACAAUUUUCAUGAUAUAUAAUUUUACCAUGAGUCGCGAUGGCACUCAUCUGACUUAUGCGGUAAGUUUAAGAGAAUGA